CGCGGACCAGGUUGACGUGUCAAGCUCUUCCCUCCCCACGCAGCCGUCACAGAUCGGCCGGCACCAGCCAUCCCUGCUGAGCGUUUCCAGAGCCCAAAAUGUCCCCUUAAACCUUAUUUUAGCUGCACCUCACGCUUGUCGUCGAGACGUUUUGUCCAUACUCGGAGGCUUGGCGACAUGGCAUUGGCCCCAGGCUUCACCAGCCAAUUUAUCCCCAACACGUUUGAUGCCAGGCUGUUUUCUGUGAGGACGUGAGCUUCAGUUUGUGCCUCCACCGGCAGUGAUCACGAUGUCUUUCUGGUGUUGGCCACUUGAUGGCGCAUUUACGUCCCGAGCGUCGACAACAGCCCAACAAUCUCGAGCCUGGAGGAGCGAGCAGUCUCUCUCCACUUGGACUAUCCAACGUACCCCUCCCCCACGUGCAUGGACCAGCUCGGUUUGGCGUGGCCAGGGACCCGCGCCCCUGCCCCCUGUUGACACAAUUGGGGUCCACCGACCUGCUACCGCUGCGCCCUCGGCUCGGCGGCACCACGCCAUUCAAGAAUAGCAAGGGUCUGGGGAACAUCGAGAAACAUAUUCUUCCCUUUUUUGUUGCCUUUGCAACCCCGCGUGGGAACGGCGUGUUAGAGGAGGGCAAUAAAAUGGGUUUGGCAAUGGAUAAAAACCAGACCCGCCUCCCUCCAGGGUGUUGAUGGAAGAUUAUUCUGUAUCUGUUCUCUUUUUAUCGGCAAAGACAACAACCGCAAGGUCGGGAUUCGUUUCAGCGAGCAUUUCUCUCGGUUUAAGCAUAUCUACCUCUUUAUAAACAUCUUCCACGCCGAGCGUACUUCUUUUCUCAAAAUGCUUGCAUCCGUUCCCAUCACUCUCGUCACGCUCCUAGCGAGCCUAGCUGCUGCCAUGCCAGCACCGGCGCCCGUCCCCGCAGCGCUCCUCCUGAGGGCCACGCCGCUCGCCGCCAACGUCACCCGGAAUGGCACCGCCGUCUGCACCGACGGCAAGACCAACGGGCCCGUGGUCAAGCACAAGAUCGUGCAGGGCGACACGCUCACCAAGCUAGCCGCCACGUUCCAGUCAGGCAUCUGCAACAUCGCGAAACAGAGCAAGCUCGCCAACAUCGACCUGCUCCAGCUCGGCCAGGAGGUCAGCGUCCCGACGAAACUGUGCCGCCAGAACGUCGACGACAAGUCGUGCCUGCCCAAGCCCGGCACGCGCGUCUGCCUCCCCAACGGGCCCGCAACGCGCGUCAUCAAGGCCGGCGACAGCUUCGUGGGGCUCUCGCAGCAGCUUGACCUGACCGAGGCCGCCAUCCUGGGUGCGAACCCGGGCGUCGACCGCUUCAGCCUCCAGCCCGGCCAGGUCGUGAACCUGCCCGUGUGCAAGAAGUAGGAGCUGGGGGGAUGAGAGAGUGCGGAUAUUACUAGAUGAUUCUGCUACCCGGUGGGGGCGAUUCACUUCAUGUGGCCUGUUUUAAACCUGGCCUCCCUGCGCUUGCAUGGAAUCCUAUUUGAUCACUAUUGUUUUCCUAUUUCGUCUGCAAUAUACCUCGCCAUGCUACGGCAUGCACGCUUUUUUCUGCUUUUCACCCAAAUGGCCUUACCAUGACAAGAAUUCCUAUUUCGUGCUCACCCUCGGCUGCCUGUGGUCAGCUCCCAAAUGCGAGAUUCCGAGGCC
Gaeumannomyces tritici R3-111a-1 is the source of this 1671-nucleotide messenger RNA. Its product is annotated as intracellular hyphae protein 1. The coding region runs from base 841 to 1386 and encodes 181 amino acids. The record is from RefSeq and is a predicted model, not a curated record. NCBI's taxonomy places the organism in Eukaryota, Fungi, Ascomycota, Sordariomycetes, Magnaporthales, Magnaporthaceae. The transcript has 2 exons.